Messenger RNA from Orbicella faveolata, 1101 nucleotides. RefSeq lists its product as uncharacterized. Gene Ontology annotation, molecular function: calcium-activated cation channel activity. The record is from RefSeq and is a predicted model, not a curated record. Gene Ontology annotation, cellular component: plasma membrane. NCBI's taxonomy places the organism in Eukaryota, Metazoa, Cnidaria, Anthozoa, Scleractinia, Merulinidae.
CAUUUUCUUAUCUUUCCAGUUUGCCAACCAUCUGUUCAUUUUGAUUGUCGGCUUGUCGUACUCAGCCCUUGCGCCUAUCAUCACUCCAUUCGUUGCUAUGUACUUUGGGUUUGGUUACGUCGUGUGGAUGCAUCAGACACUCAGUAUUUACAUGCCAGUCUACAGCUGCGGUGGAAUGAUGUGGCCAAGAGUCUUUAACAGGAUGAUUAUCGCGACUGUCGUGUUUCAGUUGCUGAUGUUUGGCGUGGUGGGCUUGAAGCAGUCAUACGCAGCCUCCGUACUACUCCUUCCGCUUCCGGUCAUCACUGUCCUGUUCUAUUUCGUCAUCCUGCAGCAUUACAUCAGACCUUCUGCGAACCUGGCGCUUAGUGCAGCCCAUGGCUUGAAGGAACCUGCUCCAAACUUCAUACAGGAUUUAGCUAAAAGCUACACAAGGAUUCAAGGCGUGCCCUUCCCAGUUCUUGAGCCUUCUACCUCUCAGAAAGGUGACUCCGCUGAAUCGCUCAACCAGGGGCCUGGAUCUGAACUAGAAACCAGUCUCCCGCUUACCCCUGCAGCCGAGAAGAACACGGAGGCUGUUUAGAGUACAACAGACUACAAACUGACGUCAACAAUCCAGGAAAGAAGUAACGAGAAAUUGUCAGAACAAAGUCAAGUGUUGUAGCUAUCCAUCAUGGACAAAUUGUUUAUUGCGCGCUUCUUAACAACUUAUUAUUCUUUGUCAAGAAAGGUUAAUUUGACAGUCUUGGGAGAUACUUAGUCUGUAAAGAAAGUAUGAGUUUGAUUUUGUUGCACUGUUAGUUAAGUUUCAUCAUGUUCCAAUUCUCUAAUUUUUUAAAGUAUUAAAGGUUAAGUUCAAGUCUUAGUGAGCGCAUUGGGUUCAGCUUGAAGAGUAGUUUUGAAAUUUGUCGUCAUUUUGGAUCAUUACUCGCCUUAAUUUUCCCUCCGUUCUUCUUCAUAACAAAGGAGCUGCGACAUAGAUUGAGUACAUGUGACUUCAGACUGCAAGUAUGCAAUUGGGGUUCGAGAGAAAUUUAUUGUAGUUAAGUACCCAAUCCGGAAGAAAUGCCAAGGAGUUGAAUAAACAAUCUGUAGUGUCUA